Helicoverpa armigera (cotton bollworm) is the source of this 1469-nucleotide messenger RNA. It is a transcript of the gene Pis, whose product is annotated as CDP-diacylglycerol--inositol 3-phosphatidyltransferase. The record is from RefSeq and is a predicted model, not a curated record. Bases 146 to 808 code for a protein of 220 amino acids. Gene Ontology annotation, molecular function: CDP-diacylglycerol-inositol 3-phosphatidyltransferase activity. Lineage: Eukaryota; Metazoa; Arthropoda; Insecta; Lepidoptera; Noctuidae. Gene Ontology annotation, cellular component: membrane; Golgi apparatus. Gene Ontology annotation, biological process: phosphatidylinositol biosynthetic process. The transcript has 4 exons.
UGCAUGUAUGUCGCUGUCAGAUGUCAAUCAAACAUUCAUUCAUUCAGUCUGUUCUGCUGGUUUUCUUGUGAUAGCUUUGGAUUAUCAUCUGAGCUAAUAUUUUAUUUUGGAGUAAUUGGGAGAAUAACUCCUUCAUAUCCUCAAGAUGACUGAAUCUAAAGAAAACAUUUUCCUUUUCGUGCCUAACAUCAUCGGUUUUGGGCGAGUGAUCCUUGCGAUUAUUUCUUUCUAUUUUAUGCCGACGCACUGUAUACUAGCGUGCGUCUGCUACGUGACCUCCGCUUUGCUGGACGCCAUAGAUGGUCAUGCCGCAAGAUACUUUAACCAAAGUACAAAGUUUGGUGCAAUCCUGGACCAGCUGACUGACAGAGCUGGUACCGCCUGCCUAAUGAUGACCCUGGCAACCUUCUACCCACAGUACACAUUCUGGUUCCAAAUCUCCAUGGCUAUUGACAUCACGUGCCACUGGUUGUACCUUCACACCGUCACCUUGCAAGGAAAGGCUUCCCACAAGUUCAUUGAUAUGUCUGAGAACCCCAUAAUGCGUAUCUAUUACACUAACAAGUUGGUGCUCUUCUUCAUGUGUGCGGGCAAUGAGGCGUUCUAUGCAGCUCUCUAUGUGAUGUACUUCUAUUCUGGACCUACAGUUCUGGGUGUUGGCCUGUACAAACUGAUUGCGAUCAUCUCUGCACCAGUCGCUAUUGUUAAGGCUGGAAUUUCAGUCCUACAGGGUGUUGUUGGAGCCAUCAACCUUUCUACUAUUGACAUCAACGAGCGAGCUGCUUUGGCUGCCAAGCAGAAGAACUAAGUACUUUUAGUACAAAUGGUUCAUAAGCAGAAUAUUAAUAUCAUUGUAGAUUAAAAUAAGUUCAAAAGUUUUGUUGAAGAUACUCCUUAUUAAGUAAUGAUGAAGAAGUUGAUAUGUUUUAUGAUGAAAAAAACAGUUACAAAACCUAGUCACGAGUUUAUAUCUCAGUACAACAGAAAUAUUAAUAAUCUGCUUUUGGCUACAUAUUUAUUUGUUAUUAUUUUUCUAACCAAAGCAAUUUUUUUACAAAAUCUGUUUUUGUGGUAGCAUUAUUUAAAAAUCAUGUUGAUUGUAUAUUUUUGGUGUUGGUAUAGGCUUUUUAUGUGUUAGUCACAAUUUUGUGAACUGUAUGUAUGUGCACGACACCAUAUAGGCACCUGACUUUCUUUGUAUGUUCUCACUAUAAGUGAAACACAAACUGGAAUCAAUCAUCAACUAUUUUAAACAUCGCUAAAAUAAAUACUAACUCGUAAGCCAAGAACUACCUUGUGGGUCACAUUGCAGUGUAUGUUCUUUAAGAUCUAAGAUUUUUUAUUAUCUUAAGUGACAAACAAAUCACAAACUCGCUAAACGUGAGGGCUAUUGGCAAAAUUUCGCCUAAAAUGAUUGGGUAAAAGGGAGCAUGGUGUUAAGUAUUUAAUAAAAGAAAAUACUUACUACA